This is a messenger RNA of Medicago truncatula (barrel medic), 1032 nucleotides long. Its product is annotated as josephin-like protein. The transcript is spliced from 2 exons. Lineage: Eukaryota; Viridiplantae; Streptophyta; Magnoliopsida; Fabales; Fabaceae. Gene Ontology annotation, molecular function: cysteine-type deubiquitinase activity. Gene Ontology annotation, biological process: protein deubiquitination. Bases 134 to 691 code for a protein of 185 amino acids. The record is from RefSeq and is a predicted model, not a curated record.
AAACACAAAAACUGGAAAUUUAUCUACAUAGUUCUCCCCAAAAUACAAAACCCUUUGAAAACUUUGAUAUUCACCAAAUUUCCUUGUAGUAGUGAAUGUACAUCAAAUUUCAAGCAACACAAUCCAACCAACAAUGUCAACUGAGAAAUCCCAUGUUUAUCACGAAAGACAAAGAUUACAGUUCUGUCUCAUACACACUCUCAACUCUCUCUUUCAGCAAAAAGAUGCUUUUACUCGAGCAAAUUUGAAUGCAAUUUCUGAAAAACUAGCACUUGAUGAAUCCUUCAACAAUGAAUCAUCAUGGACGCCAUUAUCUAUCUUUUUCAAGCCUCAUCAUAACGCAUUGACCGGAAACUAUGACAUAAAUGUUCUAACAGCUGCUUUGGAAGAGAAAGGAAAGAGUGUAGUUUGGCACGAUCGACGAAAGGGAGGAUCUUCAGUUGAUCUUGAUGCAUCAGAAGAUGUUUUGAUGGGGGUUGUGAUCAAUAUUGCAGUGAAAAGGUUUGCUGGGAUUUGGAAAAGUAGACAUUGGAUUGCUUUGAGGAAGAUUGAUGGUGUUUGGUAUAACUUGGAUAGUGACCUUUCUGCCCCGAAAAGUUUUCGUGAUACUGAUGAAGUAAGAGAGUUCUUGGAUUCUAGCAUAGUUCGUGGUGGUGAGGUUUUGCUUGUGAUGAAUCAGAAACAGUCUUGAAGUUUUUCGGUAAAUGUUUGUAAACUUAACUCUAUUUUCUCAACAUUUGGGUCAAAUUUGAUGGUUGUCACAUGUAUAGUACAAGAUAGAUAGCAUUUCAAUGGAGAAUGUUAUUGAAUGCUAAUGAAUUCUCAAUGUAUGUGAUGUUGUUUUGCAAAUUUGGAAAUGGACUUGUAAGAUUUUCUUUCUUCAACUGCUGUAAUUGCAAAUUUGCUACCUGUACAAUUAUUAACAAGGGAAAGAGUUGCAUUAGAUUUAGAAAGAUACUAUCAUGGGAUCUGAAAUUGUACAGGUAAAAUUCAUUGUACUGUCUGUGAAUGAAAGAUGUCUUACAUUUUAAA